Trypanosoma theileri is the source of this 813-nucleotide messenger RNA. Its product is annotated as putative voltage-dependent anion-selective channel. The record is from RefSeq and is a predicted model, not a curated record. The transcript has a single exon. NCBI's taxonomy places the organism in Eukaryota, Euglenozoa, Kinetoplastea, Trypanosomatida, Trypanosomatidae. Bases 1 to 813 code for a protein of 270 amino acids.
AUGUUUGCUCCAGCCAAGUCUCUGACGUUGUACAAGGACUUCAACAAGGAUGCCAAGGACAUGCUCACGAAGAGCUACAGUGAUGCCCAGAAGUGGAAGGUGGAGUGCAAGUACAAGGGACCCAAGGACACGUUUUUUGUGAACCCUACAGCCACAUCUGACGGCAAAUUCAGUGCAGAUCUUGAGUACGUUCCCAGCCAGUGCGGAGCUGCGGUGAAGGUCACCUUUCUCCCCUCCACCUGCAAUGCGAAGAUAACUGCAUCUUAUCAGGACCGAGGCCACAAGGUGGAGGGUAUUGUGAGCAAGCAGGGCGAAUAUGAGGUCUCCCAUGAGUGCCGCCUUCAGGGCCGCUUCUCCUCACACACCAAGCUGGUGAAGAACUCAGUGGAUGUGGGCUUCGGUUUGGCUGUGGGUCCACACUGCGAGGUUGGCUGCGGUGCUGUAUACACUGUGGGCAUGAAGACAUUGAACAGCUGGUCCAUGGCUGGCCGCUUUGGCUGUGGUUGCUGCACCGCGUCUCUCUGCGUGAAGGAUCUCAAGACAGCCAAGACUAAUGUGAUGAUGCCACUGCGGAUGUGCCCACACCCUAUGCGUGUUGGUGCUGAGGUUGAAUGCGGACAUGGUAAGGGCUGGACAGGUACGUUUGGUGUUGAGGCAGCUUGCGUAUUGGUUAAGGGCAACACACUGAAGGCACGUGUGAACAAGAACAAGGAGUGGGCUGUUGCUUAUAUUGCGAAACUGGCCGACAACUGGACUGCCGCCAUUACACUGGACAAGAACCUGAAGCCUGGCGUCCUUCUCACACACUCGUAA